GUUCUUGAUUUUAAUUCUAGGUUCCAGCGUUGGAUUGCACCAUUGAUAUUGAUAAAAUACCUGGAAUGAAGUUAACCCUGAAAUCUUCUUUGGGGGAGUUCCAGAAUCUGAUGGGCGAAGGACUUGGAGAUCAUCCAGAAGUCCUUGAUUUGUUUAGGGAGAACACCCCUUUUUCUCAUUUUUUGGAUAUUGAGUGUAUUCCUCCUCCUCUGUUCCUAUUGCAACUCAUUGCGAGGGAAGCCAAAAUAAAGAGGAAAGGAGAGAUGUGGUUCGUUUUCAAAGGAGCUCCUCUCAGGUACUCCUUGAGGGAGUUUUCACUCAUUAGCGGCCUCAACUGCUCUCACCUUAAUGCCGGCUUUGAAAAUUCUAAGGAAUUAACCUCUGCAAAGAAUGAUUUCAUUCGAGCUCACUUUCCUUCUGCAAAGAAGGGAAAGAAAUCUACUGCAGUCACAUACAAGAUGGUUGUGCAGCGUUUCUUGGACAUUUGUAAAGGAUUGGACAGGGAAAAGAAGAAAGAAGGCCAGGAGAUGGAUGCUGUGAAAAUGGCAACACUAUUGUUUGUUGUUGUUGUUCUCUUGGGUCCUGCUGAUCGAGACAAGUCUGCAAUUCCAGAUUGGAUUCUGGGCAUGAUUGCACAGUGGACAGUAGUUUUAGCUAGGCCAAGAAUCUGCCUUUGGGGUGAGAUUCCAAUAAAGAAGAAAAUCACCCACACAGAAAUGGAUGCUUACGUUGGGGACGUGCAGACUCUACAGAGCAUUCUUGUUCCCGACAAGUUUGAGGCAACUGUAGAGUGGUAUUUGAACUUCCAUCCUCUAGAGACCACAGCACACCCUGAGUUGGAUGCAUUUGUGGCAAAAUUAGAGGGUAGAGGGGAAGUCCACAUUCCGGUGGAGAGGAAGGGAAAAGCCCGGAAUGUCCCUUCACCAACAAGAGAUAAUUCUGAAGAGCGUAAUGAUCACAUCUCCUCUCCCCAAGAAUCUCAGAGGAGUCAGAGCCUUAGGGAAUCUCCUUCUAGAGUCUCCCAUUCCAACAUCCCAAAUCCAUCGUCUCCUACCCCUCACCCCGCCAAGCCUUCAUCUAAUUCCUUUCAAGAACUCUUUGAUCGAAUGUCAAAGAAAAUUGAUAACAUUGCAGAAGAACAAAGAAAGAGUUUUAAAUCUGUAAGAUCUGUUAACGUUCAGGUGCCAGAGACGACAAUCAUGGAUGAUUGUGAAGAGACUGAGGCACGCAAUCCUUCCCCUGAUCAUAAGGUUUCUCCAAGACUUGGUAUUCUCCAAAUUGUUGGGGAAAUAAAUCAAGAGCAUGAGAAUCAACCUUCAACUCUUUCUGAUUCUGUUCUUAGUUUGGAGAACAGGAAGGCUGAGUCUACCCACGAGACAAUGGGAACAGAAGAUGCUGUCUCAAUGAAGCCUCUACAGGAAAUGGUUGAGUUUAGCCAUGAGGUAAUGGAAACAGACGCUGCUGCUUCUAUGAAACCUCUGCAGGAAGAGGUAGUUCAGGAGGAAUUGGGAGAGGAGGCUAAUAUUAAUGAUGCCCAUGUGCAUGGAAAGGUUGAGCCUAGCAAUGAGGUCAUGGAAACAGAUGCUGCUGCUUCUAUGAAAACUCUACAGGACAAGAAGGAAUUGGGAGACGAGGAUGAAAUUACUGAUGCCAUUGUGUAUGGAAAGAGGAAGAAAAAGAAGUCAGCCAGUUUGAAGUCUCCAUAUACAGCAGACGGGAGGAAGAAAAAGAAAGCCGAUGAGCUCUUAUCUAAGCCGCCAACUAAAGGAGAUCUUUUGGAAUUUAAGAGCUUCAUCGUACAAGCAAUUAAUGAGGAUCGCCCUGUACAAUGCUACCUCGAGCAGUACAAGCCUACAAGGAGCAUCAGGAAUUUGUUAAAACCUGGUGGACUGACCUUAUCACUCCAAAUCUUUGGGUAGCGGAUACUGUAAGUUGCAUUAACCUUUCAUUCUUCGUACACAAACAAUGCUUAUAUCUUUCGUUUUCUAAUAACAUACUACUUUUUUU
Messenger RNA from Cuscuta campestris, 2007 nucleotides. The record is from the annotation of a GenBank genome assembly. Lineage: Eukaryota; Viridiplantae; Streptophyta; Magnoliopsida; Solanales; Convolvulaceae.